Molecule: messenger RNA, 812 nt
Organism: Monomorium pharaonis (pharaoh ant)
Lineage: Eukaryota; Metazoa; Arthropoda; Insecta; Hymenoptera; Formicidae
Gene: ND-B17
Exons: 4
Coding region: 120-629 (169 amino acids)
Biological process (GO): mitochondrial electron transport, NADH to ubiquinone
Source: RefSeq, a predicted model, not a curated record
GAGUUGACAACACUGGAUCACUGUGAUCGAUGUGAUGUAACAGCAGAACUAACCUCACUGUCGGUUUGCUAAAUCAGUGUUUAUAAGAUCGUGAAACUCACGUAAUUGCCAGGAGAAUCAUGGCACGAGUACCAGAUAUCCCGGACACCAAGGCCAUAGAAGGAGAGAGGCCUAUGUCCAUCAUGCGUCGUAUGGGACGUGAAAGAGAACGGAUGCUGGGAAUGACGGAUGAGGAGCGAGCAUGGAGAAAGAAGUGGUUAGAUGCUCAGAAACUCGCGCCCGAGGAGCCUGUGAUGCCAAAGGGGUAUUACGAAGAGAUGUACAACCCGAUCAGAAGAUUUUACAUGGCACCAAUGAACAAAUUUCAGAACAUGUUAGAGCCAUUUACGGGUCAUACAGUGGCAUAUGUAACGCGGCAUUUUUUAAGCAGAGCCGCAGUGGGUAUUAUUGGAAUCUAUUGCUUCUACUAUCAUCUAAAGUAUAACAAAAUGAAUUGGAUGAGGCAGGGUGGAUGGCAGAUCACGGUGUCUAGAUCCAAAAUGUAUCCUGACAAUAAGGAUCUAAAUGUCUUGUACAAAACUAAAGGCGAUCAAUUCUAUGUGAACAAUUUCGACAAGUCCCCUAUAUAAAUCUAAAAAAUGUGUCAUCUUCCUUGUAUAGUUAUUAUUUAAUUGACAUUGUCAAAUGUCUAAAAUAAGAGAAAUAUGAUGUUAAUAAACAUUAUUAGUAAUAGUUAUUUUAAUAUUAUCUCUUUUAAAUGUACAUGGGUGGUUUAAAAAGUUUUCGACCAAUAAAGAAUAAAGCUAGUAUAA